AUGGAAAGAAACCGCACCAAAAGCACCAUAAGAGAUCACUGGAAAUUUUACUUUUUGCUGAUGAUCCGAUGGUCUAAAGACACACUCCAAAUGGAUAUGCAUCUACUGAAUGAUGUCACUAAGGAGUAUAACUGUGGCUUGCUGACGUCCAACAAAGUCAUGGCUUUCAUAGAGAACCAACCAGUGACAGCAAAAAUCUUUCUAAAAGACACAACUAUGGAAUGUGUAUUCAAAUAUAUCGGUUCUGAUAACAGCAUUCACUAA
This is a messenger RNA of Acanthoscelides obtectus, 264 nucleotides long. Lineage: Eukaryota; Metazoa; Arthropoda; Insecta; Coleoptera; Chrysomelidae. The record is from the annotation of a GenBank genome assembly.